Messenger RNA from Eimeria mitis, 474 nucleotides. RefSeq lists its product as uncharacterized. The record is from RefSeq and is a predicted model, not a curated record. Gene Ontology annotation, molecular function: ice binding. Bases 1 to 474 code for a protein of 157 amino acids. Lineage: Eukaryota; Apicomplexa; Conoidasida; Eucoccidiorida; Eimeriidae. The transcript has a single exon.
AUGCACCAGCAGCAACAGCAGAAGCAGCAGCAGCAACUGCAGCAGCAGCAGCAGCAGCAGCAGCAAAAGCAAGAGCAGCAGAAAGCUAGAGAGAAGUGCAGCAGAUAUAGCAGCAGCAGGAGACACACAGACACCCCUCUCAAUGAAACCCCACACUGCUGCAGCAGCAGCAGCAGCAGCAGGAGCAGCAACAAAAGCAAAAGCAGCAACAGCAGCAGCAACAGAAGCAGCAGCAGCAGCAACAGCAGCAGCAACACAAAAGUCAAGCAGCAGCAAAGGGAAAAGAACAGCAGCAACCUGAACACCAGCAGCAGCAGAAGCAGCAGGAGGAGGACACCGACGAGACCAUCAACCCCACCGGCAGCAGCAGCAGCAGCAACAGCAGCAACAGCAGCAGCAACAGCAGCAGCAACAGCAGCAGCAACAGCAGCAGCAACAGCAGCAGCAGCAGCAGCAGCAGCAGCAAAUACCUGA